AUGAAGUCUCAUUGGUUUGUCAUACUGAAUUAUUGCAUUUGUUUAUCUUUGGUACGUUUAACUAUUUAAGUAAAUAGUCUGAGAAUUUCUUGUUUUUAAAUUUAAAAAUUAUAAUUCAACAAUAUCAAGGAUGUUAAAUUAAUUUAAUAUUGUCUGUACAAGCUUUAAUUUCGCCUCGUCUUGUUGAGUUCAUUUAAUGCAAUUUCAGAGGGGGGAAUGAUCAUUAAAUUGUAAAAAGCUCAAAGGCUGACAAAGGAGAGAGGGUUAAAAUCUAAUGAUAUGGUUUCUGAUUAAACCAUGUUAAAAGUUAGUUAAGAGUUCACUCUUUUUUUUUUCUUUGUUAGAAAAUUCAUUGGAAAUUAUUAAAUGGCAUUUAUGCAACCAUUUCAAAUAAGAUGAAAUGUAAUUAUUUUAUUAUGUUAUUUUAUAGAAUCUCAAAUUGACACAAAAUAAUUACAGAAUCACUGGGUACUUAUUCAACACCUUUUUAAAAAAUGUUUUUGGUUUUCUUAAUUUGCUUUGGUGUCCAUACAAAGGGUUUCCUUCAUUUGAAAUGUUAUGGUUGUUGUGUGAUUUUUCUUCUUCUUCUUUUUUGAUAAUAUAAUGUUUAUUUCUUGAUUAUAUUAUUAUCAAAUAUUAAGUUUUCAAAAUAAGUGUUGUGUGCGGAAUUAAAAAUAUAAAAAUAUUAGGAUAAACCUGUUGUGGUGCAAUGACCAAAGAAUACUAAGUCCUUGCAUUAUACUCCGGAUAUCAAAUUCUCUGUACUGUGCAAAAUCAAAAUAAUAACAAACAUUUAGUUUUUUCCAUCAAAAUUGUUUUAAUUCUGACUUAAAAGUUAACUUGUUUUCUUGCUGUUAUUGUGUCUAAGUUCAAUAGUUAUUCAGAAUAAGGCUAGAUCUAAAUAAGUUCUUAAAAUAAAAAUAAAUUUCAAUUUUUAUGGGUUUUUUUGUUUGUAUUUUUUUUAGUGCCACGCUGAUAUUUGCAAAAACCUAACAUAGUAAGUUGUUUUAGUUUAAAAGAGUUUUGGUACUUAUAAUUAAAAACUUACAGCAAUAAAGUCUGGUGUUGACCAUGUAAAUAGCUGAAUUCUAUAUCACUGUUACAAAUAUGUAACUUAAAUUUACUCUUAAACCUUGUUACCAAGCAUUUAUUCUUAUUAAAUUUUAAAAAAAAUCUUGCUGAUAUUUGCUAUGAUCAUAUAUGAAAGUUUCUGCUUGAGAUUAUUCUUGCUUGAAUCUGAUGUUUAAUGUAUUUUAUGGUAUUAUGGAAUAUGGUAAUAGAUACAUUAAAGUUAUUGAUGCUACUUUCUUUGGUGUGCUGACUUUAUUAGCUAAAACAAAAAUGGAUUGGAAGUAAUUAUUAUUUUUAUUUUUUAUUUUUAGUGCUGUGAAACAUGAGACUAAGUUAAACUACUGCAUAGAAUGCAGGAUUUGCCCAGACAACCGAACAAAUUUUCACAGUCAAGCUUGUAAAGAAAAGAUACCCCAAUAUAUCCCAGGACAAGGACAUGCAUGGUGCACAGAUUUAACAUUUCACCUACUUCGUAAGUUCAUAUUCUCACCGCUUUAUAUGUUGAUAUUCUCACCACCUAAUAAUUUCAUAAUCUCACUACCUAGUAAGUUCAUAUUCUUACAGCCUAGUACAUAUUCUUAUUGCCCAGUAAUUUCAUAUUCUCACUUUAAGUUCGUAUUAUAACUGCAUCGUAAGUUCUCACUUCCUAUAAGUUCAUAUUCUCAAUUCCUAUUAAGUUCAUAUUCUAACUGCCACGUAAGUUCUCACUGCCUAGUACAUAAUUCUCACUGCCUUGUAAGUUCAUAUUCCAAAGGUCUAUUAAGUUCUCACUGUUUGGUGCAUUCAUAUUCUCACUGCCUAGUAAGCACAUAUUCUAAAUGCCUAGUAAGAUCAUAUUCUGCAUGCCUAGUAAGUUCAUAUCUCACUGCCUGUUAAGUUCAUAUUCCAACGGUCUAGUAAGUUCUCACAGUUUGGUGCAUUCAUAUUCUCACUGCCUAGUAAGCACAUAUUCUAAAUGCCUAGUAAGAUCAUAUUUUACAUGCUUAGUAAGUUCAUAUUCUCACUGCCUAUUAAACUCAUGUUCUAACUGCCUAAUAAGUUCAUAUUCUAACUGCCUAGUACAUAUUCUCACAGCUUAGUAAGUUCAUAUUCUAACUGCCUAGUAAGUUUACAACAUUUAAUUGCACCUGAUAUUUAAAUUUUUUCAAAAUGCUUUCAGUAAUUAAGGUUAGUUUAUUUAAUACAUACAUAAUUAUCUACCUUUUACCCCGUUGUAAGUCUUACUUUCAGUAAUUAAUGUUAGUUUAUUUAAUUCAUUCAUAAUUCUCUACCCCUAUACCCCAUCAUAAUUCUUCUUUCAGUAAUUAACGUUAGUUUAUUUAAUACAUUCAUCAUUAUCUACCUUAUGCAUCAUCAUGAGUCUUAUCUCAUUCAGUGUUCAAUAAUUUCAUUUAGACAAUAAUUCAAAUAUUUAAGGAAAAUACCUUGUCUUUUAAAUCCUUUUAAAAAAUCAAAGGGAAAAAAAAUUUAAUGCAUAAAAUCUCAAAUUUAACCAUGUUAAAAAUUAAAGAUAUUUUAAAGCGAUUGUGAUUUUCACAAAACCUCUGAUUAUGACUUAAUUUUUUUUUCCUUAAAUAGCUGAUCAAUAGCUGUUUUUAUUCAGUUCUUAAUAAUUCAUAGAGUUUAUAAUAUUAAAAUGUUGAAAUAAUAAAAAGAUUAAGCUGACUCCACUAUAUCUCUAAAACUUUUUUGUAGCAAGGAUGAUAUAAAUGGUGGCUGUUUUUUUUCCUUCUUCAUUUCACAGAUUGCUCAAGCUGGAAUGUAUCAAAUGGGCUAAUUAACUGCACUGACAAUUUUAACAUUAUGUCUAAAUGUAUUGUAAGUUGCCAUAAAGGGUAUACCAUUGUAAACCCUCAAAGUGUUGAAUGUACUGAAUCUCUUCAGUGGAAUGUCAGUGAGUACUCAAGGCCAAGGUGCAACAGAACAGGUUAGUAGAGGAUUCAUUUAACGGUAACAGAAAUAAUUAGCCUAAUUCAUGGAAAUAUAAAUAUUUUCUCAACAUAUAAUAUUUUCUUUUACAUUUCAUAGCUUUUUACAAUUUAACCUAUGGCACGGCUUUUGUUUUAAAUGAUAACUUUGAAGAAUAAAAUCUGAUUUACUAGUAUGUAUAAAGCCAACUAAAUCUACAACGCAAACCUUCAAUGGUUAGCUUAUUUUGCCUACUAGAUAUAAUCUCCCCUUCUGUAGUAUAUUCUAAUCUCCUCACUUACUCAAACGUGAUUAAUAACCUAAUCUAAAGUGCACUGACCAGGUAGCACACCAUAAAAAAAAAUGAUGGCAUGCAAAGAGAAACUACCAAAUUCAAAAUUGUUAAGGCUGAAAAAUAUUUAUCUUGAGGAUUUUUUCUCUGCCUUUUGGCUAAGAUCAAAGUGUAGUAUCUUUCCCCCAAAAAAUUAUUUUAAAAAUCUCUUAUUCUAUAUUGAAAAUCAUAAAUUUAUAUACCGGUUAUUGAGAAGUACGGUAUUUAUUUUUAAAAGCCAAUUGUUCAGUUGCUCUAAUAUUGUGUGUUUUUUUAGAUGAAUCAACUUUGCAAUAAGAAAUAGAAUUAUGUUUUUGAUUUUUGUAUGAACAUUUGUACUGGUAUCUUCUAAUGUAAUUAGAAGAAAUAACUGUGUGAUAGCUUUAGAUUUAAUUGAUCAUGUAAUGCCAAUCUCUUUAUGAACAGAUCCGCCUGGAGAACCAAAAAUAUCGUCAUCCACUCAGCAUUCAAAGGUCAAGGUCGGUACAACUGUGACAUUGACGUGUGAAAACACCACUAAACUUGUGGGGAAUCCACAGUUUAUCUGGAAAUUCAACAACGAUGACCUCCUUAACAGUAGGACACAACCUGCCUAUCAGCUGGUGUCAGUGAAGAAAACAGAUGAGGGGAG
Molecule: messenger RNA, 3941 nt
Organism: Lymnaea stagnalis (great pond snail)
Lineage: Eukaryota; Metazoa; Mollusca; Gastropoda; Lymnaeidae
Source: the annotation of a GenBank genome assembly